AUGACGAAUAAUUUAUUCAAUUACAGCAUAAAAAUAGAAAAUGAGGAAUUGUCAUACAGUCCGAACGUUUGCUCAGCCUCGAAAAUUCCUAGGCCGCCGAACGCGUUUAUGUUAUACGCCACGGAAAAUAGGAAAGUGAUGUCCCAUAAAUAUCCCGCCGAUUCCAAUAAAGUCAUCAGCAAGAAAUUAGGAAGUAAUUGGAAGAAUUUAGGAACCGACGAGAAAAACAAAUACUUCGAAAAGGCGCGGGUCUUAGCUCUCGAGCACAAGGUGAAAUAUCCACAUUACGUGUACAACCCGAAGGAGGCCCGAUUGCGGAAAGCCAUGCGAGAGGCGACCAGCCGGAAUCGGUCGAUCGGCACGUCGCCGAUGCUCCAGCGUCCGAACGCCUGCAGAGCCGGUGCGACUUGGGGGACGCCCGGGACACCGGCGUCGGCCGCCGCGGCGCCGCCUCCGCACGGACCCCACGAGGAGCCGCUGAUAAUACAGCCGCCGUUGGGCCAAGGCAUGCGCGGUCCAGGUCUGGAUUCGCCCUGUUUUUCCAUGUCGACGCCGGGCGGUUACGCCGUUAAAAUGCAUCAGGACUCGCCGCCGCCCGCGCCCUCUCCCGCCGUGCAUCCCUCCUACAUGCAGCCGAAUCCGUUGAUGCAGCUCCAACAACAAACGGAAAUGUGGCACAAUUACCAAGAGGAUCUAAGACCCAGAUCGUCAGGUAAUCCCUACAUGAUGCCUGACAUGCAAUCGCCCUACCACCACCACCAGCCGUCGCCGCCGCUCAGCACGCCCAGUCCCCUGAUGAUGGACCAGCACCGUCAGACGCCCGGCCACUCCAUCCAUCCGAUCAACGCCAUAUCGAUGCCCAUCACGCCGCCGCACUCCAACUCCAUCAUGCCCAUGACGCCGCCCCAUUCCAACGACAGCCUGCCGCCCGACGAGCCGCUGCAGCUCAACGAGAAGCCGCCCCAAGCCGAGAACAGGGAGCCGGAGUACGGCUUGGGCCAGUGCCAGCAGGACGAGGCCAAAUUGAAGAAGAUUCCGUUUUGCAUAUGCCAGAAAAACCUGUCCUGCAAGAACACGCUUUACCUACCGUUGUCCUGCUCCAAUUUCUGCGCCUCUCCCGAUCUCUACUCCAACAAUCUGGAUUACCAGAAGGAGUACAUCGCCAAGUACUUCCACGGCCUUCCGGAGUACGAGGUGCACAAUUUCCGGGCGGAGGACGGGCUGUGCUUCCCCUACGCCUCGAGGAUCACCUUCGGGCACGAGCACGAUGUCCCCGGCGGCGAGGAUUGCCCGCAACUCAGCUUUUUGAAGACGGACGUCGGGUUUGUUCCUUUGACUUUCGACGCUAAUUAUUCGGACUAUUGGUCCGCCUUUAAAUGUUGA
Molecule: messenger RNA, 1383 nt
Organism: Phyllotreta striolata
Lineage: Eukaryota; Metazoa; Arthropoda; Insecta; Coleoptera; Chrysomelidae
Source: the annotation of a GenBank genome assembly